AUCAGAUGUACAAGAGCAAGCUGCACUCAAGGAACUUGCUUCCUUGAACUGUUCUGCUAGCUCUAUUCUUUUUCUUUCCUUUUGUUCUUGUCAUCAGCCGAAUGGGGCAUUCCUCUGCCUUAGUUUGGCUCUGCCUACUGGUGGGCCUUGGAAUGCUAAUCCAUGGCACUCACGCCCAGAACUCUCCCCAGGACUUCGUUGCUGCUCACAACGCAGCUCGCGCACAGGUUGGUGUUGGUCCUAUGGUAUGGGACAACACCGUUGCAGCCUACGCCCAGAACUACGCCAACCAGAGGAUCGGUGACUGCAAGUUGGUCCACUCCGGUGGGAAGUAUGGAGAGAACCUCUUCUGGGGCAGCGGGCGUGAGUACACUGCAGCAGAUGCCGUGAACUUGUGGGUGGCCGAAAAGGCCAACUACAACUAUGCCACCAACACCUGUGCGAGUGGAAAGGUGUGCGGCCACUACACACAGGUGGUGUGGCGCAACUCGGUCCGUCUGGGUUGCGCAAGGGUCAAGUGCAACAGUGGUGCCAUCUUCAUCACCUGCAACUACGACCCUCCUGGUAACUUUGUGGGGCAGCGUCCCUACUAGAUAUAUAUAGGACGUGCCAAAUUAACAUUUGGCUGGUCCUUUAUUACUGUGAGUUGUAAUAAAUAUCAGAGCAGCAGAUCAAUCGUCUAUGUGAAAUAAAAUGUAAGGGUAUAUGUUGUUGGGCGUUCCCCAGCAUGCAGACCACUCUUUCACAUCUUAUUAAGCAAUAAUAUGUGUUUUUUGUCAA
Messenger RNA from Nymphaea colorata (pocket water lily), 780 nucleotides. Its product is annotated as pathogenesis-related protein PRB1-2-like. Lineage: Eukaryota; Viridiplantae; Streptophyta; Magnoliopsida; Nymphaeales; Nymphaeaceae. The record is from RefSeq and is a predicted model, not a curated record. The transcript has a single exon. Gene Ontology annotation, cellular component: extracellular region. Bases 102 to 593 code for a protein of 163 amino acids.